Molecule: messenger RNA, 1080 nt
Organism: Eubalaena glacialis (North Atlantic right whale)
Lineage: Eukaryota; Metazoa; Chordata; Mammalia; Artiodactyla; Balaenidae
Gene: P2RY4
Product: pyrimidinergic receptor P2Y4
Exons: 1
Coding region: 1-1080 (359 amino acids)
Biological process (GO): G protein-coupled receptor signaling pathway; transepithelial chloride transport
Cellular component (GO): plasma membrane
Molecular function (GO): G protein-coupled purinergic nucleotide receptor activity; G protein-coupled UTP receptor activity
Source: RefSeq, a predicted model, not a curated record
AUGACCAGUACGGAGUCCUCACUGUUCACAGCCUUAGGCCCCCACUCAGAUCCUGACGACAGUGAGGUGGAGCUGGACUGCCGGUUUAAUGAGGAGUUCAAGUUUAUCCUGCUGCCCGUGAGCUAUGCAGUUGUCUUUGUGCUGGGCCUAGGCCUCAAUGCCCUGACCAUCUGGCUCUUCCUCUUUCGCCUCCGACCGUGGGAUGCGACAACCACCUACAUGUUCCACUUAGCUUUGUCAGAUACUUUGUACGUCCUGUCGCUGCCCACCCUCGUCUACUAUUACGCAGCCCGCAACCACUGGCCCUUUGGCACUGGGAUCUGCAAGUUCAUCCUCUUUCUCUUCUAUUGGAACCUCUACUGCAGCGUCCUUUUCCUCACCUGCAUCAGCGUACACCGCUACCUGGGCAUCUGCCACCCUCUGCGGGCGCUGCGCUGGGUCCGCCCACGCCUUGCUGGCCUUCUCUGCCUGGCAGUUUGGUUGGUCGUAGCUGGCUGCCUCGUGCCCAACUUGUUCUUUGUCACCACCAGCCCUAAGGGGGACAUCAUCUUGUGCCACGACACCACCCGGCCUGAGGAGUUUGACCACUACGUGCACUUCAGUUCGGCAAUCAUGGGGCUGCUCUUUGGCGUGCCCUUCCUGGUCACUCUUGUCUGCUAUGGGCUCAUGGCCCGGCGCCUGUAUCGGCCCUUGCCAGGGGCUGCCCAGUCAUCUUCCCGUCUGCGCUCGCUGUGCACCAUCGCUGUGGUAUUGACUGUCUUUGCCGUCUGCUUCGUGCCUUUCCACAUCACCCGCACCGUUUAUUACAUGGCGAGGCUGUUGGAAGCUGACUGCUGGGUGCUGAACAUCGUCAACAUGGUCUACAAAGUGACUCGGCCUCUGGCCAGUGCCAAUAGCUGCCUGGAUCCUGUGCUCUAUUUGCUCACUGGGGACAAGUAUCGACGUCAGCUCCGGCAGCUCUGCAGGGGUGGCAGGCCCCGGCUCCCCACGGCUGCCUCCUCUCUGGCGCUGGUGUCCCUGCCUGAGGACAGCAGCUGCAGGUGGACAGCCACCCCCCAGGAUGGCGGCUUGGGCAGAUAG